UGUACGGUGUUAUUUUGACAUGUGUAUAAAUACAGCUGUCAGAUCGACCGUGAUUCCCACUUUUUCAAACACAUAAAUCAACUCAUACAAAAUCCUAUCUUUCACAUAUACAUACACAUAUACAUAUACUCUCGAUGCUGUCUGUUCGAUUAAGUUUCAUCCCUUUUGCUGCUUCUACAAAAAACUCGAUGGACAUUGACCGUGCAUCUGACUUGACGGUAACACCUUUGGAUACGGACAACAUGGGGUACACCAAUUCUUGGUCUUGUCUCAGCAGGACCUCUGUAUUGACAGAUCACACUGAAACACCUGUGAAGCCACGAAAACAACACGGUUGGCAUAUCAAAUCCACUGAUAACAAAACACGUCCUCCUUUCCGAAGCCAAACUGCGACUGGGACCGGCAAUCUUCAUCUCGUUCCGCUUUUAUCCCGUAUGACUCGUUACUUUCGCAAGAGAGCCGCUCCAUCCGACCCUAUGCCUUCAAAGCGUCAACGAUUUUGUGAAUCCACACCCGUUUGGUUCUGUCAAUAUUCUGUGAUGCCCGUUCCAUCACGUGAACUCACCAUGGCCGUUUGUAUGCAACGCUGCUGAUUAUUGUCAAUCACCUUGUAUGUACGCGCGCACUAUGAUUUCCAGACUCUUUUCUUUUGUACAUUCUUCGCAUCUUCACAGUCUUUCUGUGAAGCCUACAAUGUCAUCCUUUUUUUUAUAUAUGACAGUGCUUGUGAAUA
Messenger RNA from Radiomyces spectabilis, 733 nucleotides. RefSeq lists its product as uncharacterized. The record is from RefSeq and is a predicted model, not a curated record. The transcript has a single exon. Bases 135 to 593 code for a protein of 152 amino acids. NCBI's taxonomy places the organism in Eukaryota, Fungi, Mucoromycota, Mucoromycetes, Mucorales, Radiomycetaceae.